GCGACCAGCGACGCGCAAGGAGUCAGCAAAAAUGACGACAGGUGGGCGCCCGACAGCGAUCGUGAACAGAUGAUUGCCGGUUGUCUAAGAGUGUUGUCCACGUCGACAUGGACGAAAGUCUGGAGCGUUGCGUAAAGUCCCUCGAAGAGAAUACGGAAGAUGUGCGCGAUGAAGCUCGACGAGCGUUGCUGAGUAUUUGCCGGAAUGUGUUGAGAUCACCGAACAAUUACAGGUCCCGCGAACUACGCCUUGAUGACGAGGUUGUCGUUGAGAAGCUUCUGCCGGCCAUGGGUGCUCUGGAGUGUCUGUUCGAUGUCGGUUAUGUCGAGGAUGGAGAACGCAUAUUCUUACCACGAAAUGCGUCCCUCUUGAAGCUCCAGAGUUUGUCAAGACUGUUAUGCACUGCGACAGAAAGCAGUCCCAUUACCGACGAUGUUAACAAGAGUUCUACAGCGCAGAAAACAUUUUUCGAUAGAAUUGUUGGACAUUUUCGUGAUGUUCUGUACUACGAAGAUCCGAAUUUACAAAAAAAGGCCAAAAGAGUUGUACCUGUUGUACAAUUAGAAAUUGCGACAAUGACGAAGAUGAGGGAUCUACAAAAAUCUUUUAAAUUAGAGAACGCUGAAGCUACCUCUUCACAAUUCGAGGCAGAAUUGAUAGCUAAAGAUUUAUUUCUGCUCGAGCUUCUACGCUGGUUUAAGUAUGAAUUUUUUAAAUGGGUCAAUAAUCCAAAGUGUUCCACGUGUUUCACUGAAUGUACAUACGAAAAUGUGAUACAUUCUGUAAAUCCUCAUUGCUCAAGGAUAGAGUUGUAUAGAUGCCAAAAGUGCAAUAUAGUAGUCGAAUUUCCUCGUUAUACGCAUCCAGAGCCACUGCUAAUCUUGAGACGCGGUCGCUGCGGGGAAUGGGCUAAUGUCUUCACUCUUUUAUGCCGAUCGUUAGGCUACGAUGCGCGAUUUAUAUGCGACGAAACAGAUCACGUCUGGACAGAGAUAUGGUCGGCAUCGAACAAGAGAUGGAUUCACGUAGACCCAUGUGAAAACAUCAUAGACAAGCCAUUAAUGUACGAAAAGGGAUGGCAAAAGAAAUUGACAUACAUAAUAGCCUAUUCCAGAGAUGAGGUACAGGAUGUUACGUGGCGUUAUACGCGAGACCAAAAAGCCGUCAUGAAGAGGCGAAAAACUUGUGCUGAACAGAGCUUAAUACAUUUAAUUCAAUCGUUGACUUACCAGCGGCAAAAUUCUGCCAAUUACAGUAGCGCGCGUAGGGAGUACGUUGUCAAGCGGAAACUGUUGGAGCUCGCCGGUAUGCUAUACAUUUCAAAUUCGCAGAAGGACUCCGACGAAGAGGUCUACGAGGGGCGAACCUCGGGUUCUCUUAUGUGGAGAUUGGCACGAGGUGAAAUUAUGCAGGCCGACACGGAGAAGAGUUACAUUUGGGACAUUUCGAAAUACGGAGAAACGUUCGAACUGCGGUACAACAUCGUUAAAGAUCUAUAUUACGUUGUGCGUAAUAACGGUACCAUUCUGGAAGAGAAAUCUGGAUGGCUGGAAGGGAUGAACACCAUGGAAGGUGGAGUCUUCCGUAAAGUGGAGAACGAUUGGAAGAUGGUUUAUUUGACGCGAUCCCAGCAAGCGAAACAUGGAAGUGUUAAAUGGACUUUUGAAAUCCCGAAUUCCAAAUCGUGUUUAGAGACAUUGACUCUGAAAGCUAAGUCGAAGGUGUUUCAAAAUGCCAUGGUAUCCUGGGAGAUCGAGGCCAUUUUCGAUAACGACAGAGCAGUCACAAUAUCCGUUCCAAACUGCAGUAACUUUCACACGGAAGAAGUGAGAAAGGCGGUGCGAAUAAAUGUAAUCGUAACGUUGUCCGGUGGACAAGGUCAAGAAGCUUGGCAGCACGCUCAACUCUUUCGACAGAGUCUGGAUAAUACUGAGGAGCCGUCUAUGAUAAUUAAUAUUCAAUUGAAAAAUCAUUCCGUAUGAUUCUAAGCCUGUACGCGCUCGUUCAACUUUCGUAGAUUGAAUUAUUUAUGUAAUCUUUUUUUGUCACAGUGAUUUAUUGUAUAAAAUAUAGCAUUGUUUUGGAUAAUAUAUAACUGUCAUCUUUCAUAAGGAUAUAUAUGGAUAAAGACUUGUAUGGCUACUCUUAGAUACAAUUCGAUUAGACACGAGCCACUCGUAGCGCUUGAUUGAGAUUAGAAAGUCCCUAGUCACUGUGAUGUCCAAUCGGUGGUGUCCAAUCGAGCUGUGGUCAAUUGGGAUCUUCCUGACUUGUAUAUAACGUUAAUCAAAUCAAUAUCAAAUCUCUGCAUAAAUUAUA
Acromyrmex echinatior (Panamanian leafcutter ant) is the source of this 2319-nucleotide messenger RNA. It is a transcript of the gene Pngl, whose product is annotated as N-glycanase Pngl. NCBI's taxonomy places the organism in Eukaryota, Metazoa, Arthropoda, Insecta, Hymenoptera, Formicidae. Gene Ontology annotation, molecular function: peptide-N4-(N-acetyl-beta-glucosaminyl)asparagine amidase activity. Gene Ontology annotation, biological process: glycoprotein catabolic process; protein deglycosylation. Gene Ontology annotation, cellular component: cytoplasm; cytosol; nucleus. The record is from RefSeq and is a predicted model, not a curated record.